AUGAAUGCUUUAUGUUUCAUGCAACUGACAGACGAAAGCCGUAAACAACUUAUUUUUGCUCCACGGGUGCUGAAGAUCAACUUUCAGAACAGAAAAAUGUCACGGACUCAAUAGCCCCAGGACAGUUUUGACACGCGUUGUGUGUCGCGUCGCGGUCGCGUCGCGGUCGCCGUACACACUUCAUAGUCCUGUAACUGGACAAAAUAUUGUGCCAAUGGUCUGAAAAUUUUUUUUUUGAUAGAAAACUUCGCCGUAGUUUUGAGAGAUUUUGAAGGUUUUGAAAUGCCCAAUUUCUGAUCGUGAGGCACAUCACGCUAAUGUCUGCCAAAAAGAUAUGUAGCUUCCAGUUGGCUUAAUCUUCUAUUACCCCAUCUGAAAAUGUUGCUGAAGAUUAUUAGAAAAGUGGCAAGAAAUGCGAUUUGUAGGCUCACUUGAGCGGAAAAUUUGGUGUGUGGUGUUUACACAUCGGCAAUUGCAAUUAU
Caenorhabditis elegans is the source of this 482-nucleotide messenger RNA. RefSeq lists its product as uncharacterized. NCBI's taxonomy places the organism in Eukaryota, Metazoa, Nematoda, Chromadorea, Rhabditida, Rhabditidae. Bases 1 to 114 code for a protein of 37 amino acids. The record is from RefSeq and is marked reviewed. The transcript has 4 exons.